AAGGGUCCGGCGGACCGUUCCGGGUAUGGGGACCUGGAACUACGCGACAAGUACCUGAGCGGCAUCCCCUCCCGCGUCUACCGCAAGAUCGAGUUCGAAACCUUCACCAUGUGGCAAGAAGCUAAGAAGCGCGCCACUGAGGUCGAACAGAUCCUCGACAUCAGCCAGGCCCGUCGACCUGAGUUGAACAACUUCUUCUCGGCCCGAGAUCGAGGACGCGGAGGGGCACGUGGUGGUGCACCCCAGUCGCAUGCAGCUUCGGCCAGCAUCAAUGCGGCCGUCGGAAAAGGAAACUUCCCGGGCAGUUGUUUUGGCUGUGGGAAGCAAGGGUACCGACAAUUCGAGUGCCCCAAUUGUAAGGACAAGCCUUACACAAAACGCGCCAACGCGCGGGCUACGGUUGCCUCGGGAUCCACCCAGGUGGCGACAAGCGCCCCUGUCGCUUCAUCCUCGGCAAGUACAAGCGCCGCUUCAGCGAAAUCGGAAAGUUUCGAGCUGGCGGACUUGAUAGCACAGAUGAAGUCAAUGUGCGAGGAGCUCGAACACUAUCGGGCGAUGAAGGAGGAGUCUUUUUGA
Molecule: messenger RNA, 576 nt
Organism: Postia placenta MAD-698-R-SB12
Lineage: Eukaryota; Fungi; Basidiomycota; Agaricomycetes; Polyporales; Adustoporiaceae
Exons: 1
Molecular function (GO): zinc ion binding; nucleic acid binding
Source: RefSeq, a predicted model, not a curated record